Molecule: messenger RNA, 2049 nt
Organism: Lobosporangium transversale
Lineage: Eukaryota; Fungi; Mortierellomycota; Mortierellomycetes; Mortierellales; Mortierellaceae
Exons: 2
Coding region: 31-1947 (638 amino acids)
Biological process (GO): vacuolar proton-transporting V-type ATPase complex assembly
Cellular component (GO): endoplasmic reticulum membrane
Source: RefSeq, a predicted model, not a curated record
UUUUUUUUCAACUUCAUCAUCCGAUUCAUUAUGGCUGCACAUGCAUCAUUGUCCAAGGAUCAGCAGGUUCCACAGGACCAGAUUGUCCAUCACGAGAUCGUUGACGACGACGAUGAUGGCUGGCAAGUCGUCUCAUCUACGGCCACUAAGGAUAAGCAAUCAUCAUCCAUCCCUUCAUCAUCUUUGUCCGGACAAUCUGUAUUAACAUCAGAUGACACAGUGGCAAGCACGCCAUCCUCUUCAGCAACUGCAGCAACUCCAAUGACAGCAACAAUCGCAACCACUCAGCAACCGUCUGUAGAAGCACCUGAAAAGACUUCGAAAAAGAAAAAGAAGCAGAUCUUUGGUACAGAUGAAUUCCAACCUGUGGUUUCCAAAAAGCAGCUGGCUCGUGCCAACAAGGUACCUACCAAGAAGCCUAAUGCCUCGAUCGGUGUGGCUACUUCAAGUUACUUUGAUCUUUUGCAGGACACAGAGAAUGCAGAGGAUGUUGAUAUGAUCCUUGAAAGGAUCACGAUGGAAGAAGAAGAGGAACGGAUUCGUCGGGAAGAAGAGUUGAGGGAGCAGGCGAAAGCAGAAGCAACAGCAGCAGCAAUAGAAGCAGCAAAGCAAGCUGAACUGGAGAGAGAACAAGAAGAACAUACUUGGUUAUUGAAGGAGCAGCAGGAACGCUUAGAACAAGAGCGCUUGGAACAGGACCGUUUAGAGCAGCAACGAUUGGAAGAGCAAAUCGAGUGCGAGAAGCAGGAGCUGGAAGCAAAAGAGUCAUUGGAAAGGGCUGAGAAAGAAGCUGCUGCCGCUGCCGCUGCUUCGCAAAAACAAAAGAAGGAAGACAAAAAGAAGAAGGAGAGAGAGGCUAAAGAGAAGGAGAGGGAGACUAAAGAGAAGGAAGAGGCUCGUCUGCAAGCAUUGAGACAGCAGCAGAUCGAACAGGAGCAGAAGGAGCAAGCUGAAAAGACAGCAAGAGAGGCACAAGAAACAGCGAACAGGGCUUCAAAUAUGAUAGAGGAAGGGAGCUUGGAAGAGCCAGAACACCAGCCUCAGCGGACGGAAUCUGAAGAUUCGUGGCAGGUUGAAGGCGAUGAGGAUGACGAAUGGCAGGAGCAGUCAAAAUCGAAGAAGAGCCGCAAGACUCGUGCUGCACAGCAAGCCUCAUCUUCAGGUGCACUUGGUAUUCAGUCCAAGAUGUCGAUCUAUGUUCUUCAACAGGAUGAAACUCUAGAUCAAGAGAGUGACGGAGAAAAUGGGUCAGAAGCUUCCUCUGAACAGGAACAGGAACAACGUGCUGCUGUUGUUACUACCAAACCCAAAUCAACAAAAAGUGGAGCCGCCAAGAAGAACAAGAAGAAGGCAAAUAGCAACUCUGCGUCUGCAGCCAACUCACCACGCUUGGAAGGCAAGAAGUCUAAGAAGACUGCCGCCACUAUCGCAGCUGUGGCAUCGGCACCUGCUGCUGUUGCUGCCAUGACUGAGCCCGAGCCCGAGCCAUCAUUGUCCUCAACGGAAGCGGCGACACCCAAGUUGAGCAAGCGCAAAGCUAAAAAAGCAUCCGCCACUGUUGCAACCUCUACCACAGCCGCCGCUCCUGGUAUUGGGUCAUCAGCAGCCUCAUCUAUACCCGCCAAGGCAGCAGACAAGAUUGAGGAGGUUAUCAACAAGGGGUCCAAAUCCUCAGCCUCUGUUAUGGUCCAAAAAGAUGGUCCCUCCGAUAUGGUUGGAGGGGUGUUUUCAUCUAUUUUUGAAAAGGGCGUUAAUCCUGGAUUGAUCAAAGCUUUGAAUGUGAUCUUUGUGUUGUUGUUCUUGUCCUUGGGCUUCUUAGUCUUUGCAUCUGGUGGCAAUGGACAUGUCAUUGCUCUCACAGGCGUUGCUGUGGCUUUGUUUGUAGCUGUACAAUGGUUCCUCCGCGAAAUGGAGACCAUGAGGAUCGAAGAGCGCAAGAAUAUGUGAAGGGGCUUGAAGCAUACGAGGUCCCAAUCGCUUGCUAUAUAUUAGAGACCAGGAAUUAUUAGAUUAAGGAUUUUUUUUUUUGAAAAGGGUUAAUGGCAAAAU